AUGGAAGUUUCGGUUAACCACGUCGCCAAGACCAAGGAGCGGUCGUGCCUGGGCCGCUGCAAGCAUUUCUUUUGGCUGGGCGUCACCUUCGACACGGUGGGCGCGGCCACGCUGUUCACCGGGGUCUUCUCCCGUUUGCCCUACUAUGACAUGUUCCUCUACCUGGGUGCCAGCAUGAUCUUCCUCAGCCUCCUCUGGUGGACAUUCUGGUACAGCGGUAACAUCGAACUGCCUACUGAAGAGGCCUUGAACAGCCCCUACCGCCUGCCCUCCGCAUCCACGCUGGAAGUCCUGAGCCAGACCAUCAACAACCGCUUCACUUUCACCAUAGGCAGCGUUUCCAACACCUUUAUGCGGAUGCGGCGGCGGCGGCGGCGACGCCAGAGGUUCCUGGAAGGGCAGACAUCUCUGGAUAUGACCGUCACGGGCCAGGUCGAAAACCAGCUAGACCAAGACAAAGACCGGGAGGAAGGGAACGCGGAGAAGGGCGAGGCUCAGGACUUUGGCAGCAAGGAUCUCCCCAAACCCGAAGCUAUCAAAAGUUUUAAGGAAGCUUGCUCCCAGGCGCCCGAUUCUGGUGACCUGGGCCGUGAGGCUAGUCUCCCAAAGUUCGUUAAGGGACCGUCGACCAGUCUGGUGCAGCCAUUCACACCAUCUCCUCUGGACCAGCCUCCAACUCCAGUCAUCCUGACUUCUAAGAGCCUGCCCGUAGUCUCCUUGGCCUCUAUGAGCCAAACUGCCCCUAUUCUGACUUCGAAGAGCCAGCCUGUAGCUGCCUUGGCCUCUACGAGCCAGCCCCUUGCAGUGACUCUUGUCUCUAUGAGCCAACUUGCAGCCCCUUUGGCCUCUACUAGCCAGCCUCCACCUCUCCAGACUUCUAAGAGCCAGUCUCCCCUGGUGCCCAGGGUCUCUCAGAGCUACCCCCUGGUGCUUCCGGCCUCUCAGAGCCAGCUCCCGGUGCCUGUGGCCUCUGAGGGCCACCCCCUGGUGCCUGUGGCUUCUGAGGGCCACCCCCUGGUGCCUAGGGUCUCUCAGGGCCACCCCCUGGUGCCUGUGGCUUCUGAGGGCCACCCCCUGGUGCCUAGGGUCUCUCAGGGCCAGCCCCUGGUGCCUGUGGCUUCUGAGGGCCACGCCCUGGUGCCUGUGAGCUCUCAGCGUCAGCUUCAGAAUCUUUUGGAGGUCUGUCAAACUGGACCACCACCUCUUCAGGCCUCCCAGUCACAGAGUCUGGCCACCAUCUCUCUGCUCCAGGUGCUGCCCACCGAGUCUUUGCAGACCCAGCCUGUGGACCUUCAGGUGGCCCAGGCUAUUCUGGAGCUUCAGACCACGUAUCACACCCAGCAGGCCUCCCAGAGCACCUCUUUAGUCCAGGAAAUUAGACCAAGCCAGCCUCCAUCUGCCCGGGAGUUUCACACAGACCCAGUUGCUCUUGAGACCCCGCCACCAGCGGACCAGGAGCUAACUCAGGACCAUCCGAAUGCUGCGCCCCUGCCUCCUCAGUCUCCAGCUCCACCUGCUCAAGCCCAGCAGUCAGAGCCCUCUGGGCUGGUCCCCACCCUGGUCCAGGAGAGGAAGAGUCGCUCCAUCUAG
Messenger RNA from Rangifer tarandus platyrhynchus (Svalbard reindeer), 1590 nucleotides. The record is from the annotation of a GenBank genome assembly. NCBI's taxonomy places the organism in Eukaryota, Metazoa, Chordata, Mammalia, Artiodactyla, Cervidae.